AUGACUGUGUUCCGACGCAAUAUUCCGGCCCCAUCACAAAUGGGUCCGGUCUUAAGAAGACGCUCGUAUAUCGACGAUAUCGCUCGUGGGGCGUCGACCUGGGACCAACAAUGUGAGGACCUGGGCGCGUUGUUGUACAGACUACGAUACUGGAAUAUCUCUGUGAGCUUACCGAAAAGAAGUCUGAAUUAUUACAACAAGUUUAUUGAAGACUUACCCGUAGUUGCCGCUGUGCUAUACGAACUAGACGAAGAACGUGUAAGCGCUGGACGGAACUUGGAAGCCGCAAGGGAGUCUUUCGAGAUACUGAAACGAACCAAGCCUUUCGUGAUCAUUCUGCAUCCUAACCCGUGGGCGGCUUGUGCUGUUUUGGGUCAGGAGCAUGAAGGACUCAUACAUCCAGUACAAUUUACUGGCAGAGUGUUGAAGGAACCAGAGCUACGUUACCACAUAGCUGAGAAGGAAGUGCUCGCAAUCUUGCGGACUCUGGUGGUUUUCAUACCUCUGAUCCAUGGAUCCAAAUUCCCAGUUGUGGUGUAUACGCGUUACUCUGUACUAAAGUGGUUACUACAAUCCAACACCGCAGAUGGACGACAUCUGAAGUGGGGGCUGGAACUAUCAAGAUGGACACUGGAAAUCCAUCGGACUCAGAAAGAUGAGGAUGGCCUUGCGGCCAUCCUCGGGUCUGGGAUUACGCCCAGGGAACAUUUAGAUAAAGUUGCAAAGACCCUGAUCCCUGCCAAGGGGCGUCUGAAAGUAACGCCACCGCUGAGUCUGGAAACGUUGGAAGCAGACUACCAAGGCUACGUUCUGAGUUUUGAUGGCGCUGCCCAUCCUCGGGUCUGGGAACAUUUAAAUAAAGUUGCAAAGACCCUGAUUCCUGCCAAGGGGCGUCUGAAAGUAACGCCACCGGUGAGUCUGGAAACGUUGGAAGCAGACUACCAAGGCUACGUUCUGAGUUUUGAUGGCGCUGCGAAGGUUUCUACUCGCCGAGGAAGUUGUGGAUGCAUACGGUGGAAGCUGCCAGGAUGGCAGGUUGUGAAAGCUCAAGGCCACAUCCUUGAAUGUGUGACAGUCAAUGAUGCCGAAUACCAUGGUUUGAUUCUGGGGCUAAAGCUCGCUAUGCAGUAUGACGUCAAGGAGCUUGUGGCAGUCGGUGAUUCCCAAAUCGUCGUCCAACAGGCCCAGGGUCUCAUCAAUUGUAACCAGCCCAACCUGCAACGACGCCUAGCUGAGUAUGAGGAUCUCAGGAAGAAUUUUGUGUCGGUUAAAUUGAUUCAUGUUAAACGUGAGUUUAACCAAGCGGCCGACUACCUGACCUCUAAGGCUCUCGUGCUUGGAGAAUCCUGGGAUCUCGACGUUCCCGAUGAGAUAGUGCACCUACGUCUCGUAUCCAGGAUCACUGAAAAGAUCAUGAAGCCUUCGGAAGUCCUAAGUACCCCUGUGACUGAUGCGGUUCGCUCCGACCAAGUUGAAUUGGGGACGUGUAACUCUAAAGCCGAAAUACCUGAGUCCUUAGCUACCGCUGCUGAAGUGCAUUGGUGGUGA
Messenger RNA from Phytophthora megakarya, 1548 nucleotides. The record is from the annotation of a GenBank genome assembly. Lineage: Eukaryota; Oomycota; Peronosporomycetes; Peronosporales; Peronosporaceae.